Homarus americanus (American lobster) is the source of this 2399-nucleotide messenger RNA. RefSeq lists its product as uncharacterized. NCBI's taxonomy places the organism in Eukaryota, Metazoa, Arthropoda, Malacostraca, Decapoda, Nephropidae. The record is from RefSeq and is a predicted model, not a curated record. The transcript is spliced from 4 exons. The coding region runs from base 495 to 2399 and encodes 634 amino acids.
UGUGAGCGUGUGUGGAGAGGACGCUGCUCUUGUCCACUCCCUGUGCUUUGAGCCAGUCCAACCCAACGUUUAAUAUACAGUACAAUACAUGUAGAGGUGACAAGAGAGGAUAAACAGACUGUGAGGGACGCAGAAGGUGGCCUGAGAGACUCGGUGUACACGGCAGGUUCUCUCAGGAGGUAAACAAACAGUGAAACAGCGAGAUAGUUUUGUUGUCAUUAUUUUGCUUCGAGGCGGAGAGUAAAGAGGCGGUACACGGUGAGGAUAAAGAGGCAGUGAAACACACAGGAUACAGAUAACAUCACCAUGAUUCAUCUCAGUGUUGGCAGAUAAGUGUCAGAGUGUUUAGCGGUGAAUAUAUUUAGCGUCGCGAGGGAAAAUGUGAAGGUGUAGGGCGCGCGUGUGUGUGUUAGUGCGGCGCUGCAGCAUGAGCGAGGCGGUGACCAGGGCGGUGGACGGUGGCGUGUGAUGCGCACUUGCGCUUCCUCCCCGCCAUGAUGGCGCUCUUUGGGAUGGUCUGGCUGCUCAAGGUCCGUAAGCACCUGCGCCACUGCGCCCAUUGUCGGGCCCACCUGAGGACCUGCGCUCAAUGCCGGGCUCGGCCUUCUCCCUCGCUGCCGUCCAUCAUCAACUCGCGAGACUCCACCAAGGAGUCGUGUGCCCAGGACACCGCCUCCCAGACCUCCCCCCCAGAGCUGGAGCGAGGCAGGAUCACCCUUGACCUGGUGGCUCAUCCUCCACCCCGGGACGAGGAUAGUGACGACCCUGACGUGGCUAGUGUAGAGUCCAGGACCAACGGUGAGGACAGGGACUUAGAGGAUAGAGGAGUGGACGUCCCGGUGGAGUCCGAGGGCUGUGUGGACGAAGGUCAGUUCUUGUCCUACGAUGGACGGGUGUCACCUGCCCUACCUGCCCCUCCGCCGCCCCCGCCCCGCAGUCCAGCUCCACUGGUCCGUGACGGCCCCAGGUCUCCCCGUCGAUCCCAUGACCCAGCCCUCAGCGUGGCGCAGCAGCCGUGUGAGAGCGCCGCAGGGUCCCUGGCCAGCCGUGUGUGUAGUCUAUACGGUCAAGACUCUACCAGGCCCGACCCCGUGUGUGAGAGACGCAGGUCGUUCAGUGCUAUCAAGAGGCGGAGUCUCCCUGAGGCCGAGGAGCUGGAGGUCGGUGACGAGGCCACCAGGACCGCCACACUGCCACGGCAGAGCUCAACCGGCAGCGGCUACCGCUUCUGCUACACCCCGGGCCACACCCACCCCUACGCCUGCCCACCCCUGGCGGGCUCCACCCCACAGCUGCCACUCUACGCCCGCACUAACCACGACACCCACACCCAGGAGGCCGCUCCUACACCCCACACACACGCCACACAGGCAGCCCACACUCUCCACACCACGCCACACAUAACCCAGUCCCUGCACCCAACAUUGCCGGUUACCCACCCGCGGGAGACGCUACCGCAGGUGACUCUAGACCCCCGCUACCUGCCGGGGGAGGCACUAGAAGGAGCUUACGGCGGCUCAGACUCCAGUCGCAGCUCCCACAGCGGCUCCCGCAGCUCUUACAGCGACCACAGUCUGCCCCCUCCUCUGCCCUUCUCAGAGGGGGCCAUCCACUACCUACCCACACCCAGCUCCACCCACGCCCCCACGCCCGCCGCCGUCCACGCCCCCACACAAUACCACCAGCAGGUGUAUCCUCGUGUAGGACGCGGAUAUGGGCGGCGGUCUAGCAUCCCAGGGGCGCCAUGUCCCCCGGGGCAGCGAGGAGUUCACUACUGGGAUGGGGUGUGGUCCAUCCCCACCAGCUCCACCCUCACCACCUUCCUCGGUGCUGACUACCCCACCUACGACCCCACCACUGUACCAGGUCGUGACCGCCGCCCCCAUGCCCACACCCACUCCCCCCGCGGGGCUCAAGGCACCAUUCCCAGAGCCAGAAGCUCCUCCAGGUCCCGCAGCUCCCCGGGGGGACGUCCUGGCCGUAGUCACUCACGGAGCCCCAGUAGACACCUGGCCAGAAUUGACUUGUUGGAGGAGUGUGGCGGGACGGAGGGAGGCGGAGGGCGGAGGGCGGGGUGGCAACACGAGAACGGAGGGGUGGCCACCAUCCUGCCGCCCCCACCCCGUGACUGGGGAGCCCCGGCAGCCUCCAGGGCCUCCUUCUGCGCCCUACACGGCUACAACAGACCUAAAGACAUUCAAGAAUUCUAUGAAAUAACGCUUUUGGACGACAGCAAGAGUGUUCAGCAGAAGACGGCGGAAACCCUUCAAAUAGCCUCAAAGUGGGAGAUAAACAGUGGACCGAUGACGCCUCACAUAACCUGCACCAAAGAUGAGAUAGAGUUGGAUGUGAGCGAUGUCCCGACCCUACACCUGAGCCCUCACCUGUGUUUGAGGUAA